This is a messenger RNA of Gracilinanus agilis (Agile Gracile Mouse Opossum), 1549 nucleotides long. RefSeq names its product serine incorporator 1 (gene SERINC1). Gene Ontology annotation, cellular component: membrane. Bases 88 to 1449 code for a protein of 453 amino acids. NCBI's taxonomy places the organism in Eukaryota, Metazoa, Chordata, Mammalia, Didelphimorphia, Didelphidae. The record is from RefSeq and is a predicted model, not a curated record. The transcript has 10 exons.
UGCCUAGAAGAUGGUAAAUAAGCUGUGAGGGGAAAAAGAACCUGGCACCAUCUUUACAGCUCCUGGAGCUCCUGCCGUCUCUUGGAGAUGGGGGGUGUUCUGGGAUUGUGCUCCAUGGCGAGCUGGAUACCAUGUUUGUGUGGGAGUGCCCCCUGUCUACUGUGCCGUUGCUGCCCCAGUGGAAAUAACUCCACAGUAACUAGGCUGAUUUAUGCCUUCUUUUUGCUUAUUGGUGUGGGUAUAUCCUGUGUGAUGUUGAUACCAGGAAUGGAAGAACAGUUAAAUAAGAUUCCUGGAUUUUGUGAUAGUGGGACAGGACUUGUGCCUUGCAACGUAUUGGUUGGAUACAAAGCUGUCUACCGUUUAUGCUUUGGUAUGGCCAUGUUUUUCCUUCUGUUUUCCUUAUUGAUGAUCAAAGUGAAGAGCAGCAGUGAUCCUAGAGCUGCAGUGCACAAUGGAUUCUGGUUCUUUAAAUUUGUAGCAGCAGUGGCAAUUACUGUUGGAGCUUUCUUUAUCCCAGAAGGACCCUUUACUACUGUGUGGUUUUAUGUGGGCAUGGCAGGGGCAUUUUGCUUCAUCCUCAUCCAGCUGGUUUUACUUAUUGACUUUGCGCACUCAUGGAAUGAAUCAUGGGUUGAAAAAAUGGAAGAAGGGAACUCAAGAUGUUGGUAUGCAGCUUUGUUAUCAGCUACAGCAAUGAAUUACCUGCUGUCUUUAGUUGCUAUAGUCCUGUUCUUUGUUUACUAUACUCGCCCAGAUGGUUGCUCAGAAAAUAAGGCCUUUAUCAGUGUCAACAUGCUCCUAUGCAUUGGAGCUUCUGUAAUGUCUAUUCUGCCCAAGAUUCAAGAAUCACAGCCAAGAUCUGGUUUGUUGCAGUCUUCAGUAAUCACAAUCUAUACGAUGUAUUUGACCUGGUCUGCUAUGACAAAUGAACCAGACAGACAGUGCAAUCCAAGUUUAUUGAGUAUAAUUGGCUAUAAUGUCACAACAAGCACUCCAAAGCAAGGGGACUCUGUCCAGUGGUGGGAUGCCCAAGGAAUUGUGGGACUUAUGCUCUUUUUGUGUUGUGUGCUUUACUCAAGCAUCCGGUCAUCUAACAACAGUCAGGUUAAUAAACUGACUUUGACCAGUGAUGAAUCAACACUAAUAGAAGAUGGUGUAGCAAGACAUGAUGGAUCACUUGAUGAUGGUGAUGAUGUUCACCGAGCAAUAGACAAUGAAAGAGAUGGUGUUACUUACAGUUACUCUUUCUUUCAUUUCAUGCUUUUCUUGGCUUCACUUUAUAUCAUGAUGACCCUGACCAACUGGUACAGUUAUGAACCUUCUCAUGAGAUGACCAGUAAAUGGACCUCAGUUUGGGUGAAAAUUUCUUCAAGCUGGAUUGGUAUUGUGCUGUAUGUUUGGACACUAGUGGCUCCACUUGUCCUCACAAACCGUGAUUUUGACUGAACUGGAGUUCUGGAAUGAACGUUCUUUUGCUUCUUGCUCAUUUAAAUUGACAGUAUUCCAGACUUUGAUGUAAAUAUGUGUGUGUGUGUGUGUGUGUGUG